UAUUAUAUAUAUAUAUAUUUUUGACAGAAAUUAUUCUUUAAUUUGCUAAAAUUUUUACAAUAAUUCUUAUAAAUAUCAGUGAAUCUGUCUUGUUAUAUUUUUGAUAAUAAAUGAUAAGUAUCAUAGUCGAUGCGAAUUUUUUCUGCGGAUACUUUGAUAUUUUGAGCCAAGUUCUCUAGAACGUGCUAGAAGUUUUUUGGUACUGUAGAAACUCUUGAAACAAAAAGACUUGCAUUCAGUGCGACUCAGUGUGUACUAGUUACUCGCAAGUUUAUGCUCGAUAAACGUAUAUAUAACGUGUGGAACAAAAUUAAAAUAAAAUAAAGUUAGAAAUGUCGCAGGAAGAAAAUUGCUAUAAUCGUGGCUGUGGAAAGAAAUUUGAUCCGAAUAAUAAUAAAGAAGGCGACUGUAUUUAUCAUCCUGGAUAUCCAGUAUUUCAUGAUGCUUAUAAAGGUUGGUCUUGCUGUAAUAAAAAAUGCACAGAUUUCACGGAAUUUUUAAAUAUUAAGGGCUGUGCAAAAUCAUGUCAUUCAAAUAUCAAACCGGCAGAGCCAGAAAAAUCUGUUGUUGAUAAAUCGAAAUCAAAUGAAAUAAUUCAUGUAAUGAUUGCUCAACCUCUUAAUAGUGAACCUGCUUUACAAAGGCCUCCUUUUGAGACUCCACAAGUCAUUUUAACACCAAAUGUAUCACCUACUUUAUUAGAACAAAUUGAAGGACUAACUUGUAAUGUAUCAGAAAAUAUAUGUGAAAGUGAAGUUCAAAUUGGACAAAGCUGUAAAAAUAAUUCGUGUAAAGCUACGUACAGUGGUUCUGUAUCCGAUGAUAAAAUAUGUAAUUAUCAUCCUGGUACUCCUAUUUUCCAUGAAGGAAUGAAAUAUUGGUCUUGUUGUCAAAAGAAAACUACAGACUUCUCUACAUUCUUGGAGCAACCAGGAUGUACGCAAGGAAAACAUACAUGGAUUUCUAAGAAUACUGGCAAAAGAGUUAAAUGCAGAAUGGAUUGGCAUCAAACAGGAUCAUUUGUUGUAGUUUCAAUCUAUGCAAAGAAAUAUCAACCAGAUCGAUCAUCUAUUAAAUUGAAUCCUGUACGAUUAACUGUGGAUUUACUUUUUAUAGAGGAAAAUUCUAGAUAUAACCUUGAUUUAGAAUUAAGAGGAAUUGUUGAUAUUACCCAAAGCAAUGUUAAUAUGCUCCCUACUAAAGUAGAAAUUAAAUUGAAGAAAGCAGAACCUGGGUCAUGGGCAAAACUGGAUUUUCCUAGAAUAACUGAAGAAGAAACUGAAGAAAAUGGUCAAAAUGAUGAAAAUAUUAGUGCGCAAGUUGAAGCAGUGGAUCUUAAUACUUGCAAUCCAUGGAUAUGCUCAAUCAAAUGUUAUUUUUAAAUCGAAAUUAGGCUCUAUAAGAAAAGGAUUUAAAAAAGAGGUUGAUUUUGUAUUUUUAAGAGCUCCGCAUGAAGUUUCAAUGAAAAAUAAUUUUAAUAUUGAUGUAGAAGAAGAAGCAUAUGGAUGGUGGUUUAAUACAGAAGAUUAUGUAUUUAAAGCAACUGUUCCAAGUAAUUUAGCUGUAGGUUUUGAAGAUAGUGUGGCUGUGAUAGAAAAAGCAUUUCAAGAAUCUGGUCCUUUUGAUGGCAUUUUAGGUUUUUCACAAGGUGCAGCAUUUGUUACUCUAUUAUGUUUUAUGCAGGAAAAGAAUUGUAAGUUCAUAUUUCAUAUCGAAACAAUAUUACAAAUUAAGUUUGAUUUUGCAAUUAUUAUAUCAGGAUUUAAAUCAUUAUGUACACCUCAUACAGUAUAUUAUGAUGGAAAAAUAAGCAUACCCUCUUUACAUGUCUAUGGAAAAACUGAUCAAGUUAUACCAACAGAAAUGGCAGAAGAAAUUUGUGAAAUGUUUAUGAAUAAAACAAAUAUAAUACACGAAGGUGGUCAUUAUAUACCAAGUAAAAAAGAAUAUUAUAAAGAAUUUAUUAUAGAAAUGUUCUUAAAUAAAAACAAAAGUAAUUAAUAAUAUCUGUUUAGAUAUCACGUACAAAAUAAAAGUACCAUUGAGCGAUAUUAGUAAAUUUAUUUAAAUCGAUAAUAAGUAAACAUUGUACAAUAUGCAUUAGAUUCAGUAACAUUUUAUAUUUUAACUUGUAUAUGGUAAUCAAAAUAAGAGAGCAAGAACACAAAUCAAGAUGAUUUUAUAAAAUAAUACAUAAUUGUUUUACAUUAAUUAUUAUAUGAUUAAAAGUUUAAUUGUGUUAUAAAAGGCACUACUAAUUUUAAAUGUUCAGUAUUUGAAAACUUAAAUUACAUGUGUAUUAAAUAGUGCCUCGCUUUAAUAGAAUAGAAUAUGUUAAUUGCUUAGCUUAAUUAUUCAUGCAUACUUUCGUACGAACUUUAUGUUUAUGUUAUGUAUAUGUUUUAUGUAUAGCAAGUUAAAUGCUUAAGUAGAUAUCAACUGCCUUGGUUUAUAUGUUUGAUUACUCGUUAUUUUUAAUUUCAAGAUAUGUAGAUUUAUAUAGUCUACCAUCGCAGUAAUGAUCUAAAAAUGUUAGCAUUUUGUUCAAAUCCUCUUAGUAAUGCCUACAGUAUUGAACAUUCUGUGAUGAAUGCA
This is a messenger RNA of Heterotrigona itama, 2595 nucleotides long. Lineage: Eukaryota; Metazoa; Arthropoda; Insecta; Hymenoptera; Apidae. The record is from the annotation of a GenBank genome assembly.